CUCGGUCCUACAUUUAAAUGCUUCCUCCUCGAUCAGUACACCAGCAACCUAUUUUGACUCCAGUGUUGUUACUUCAAAAAAAAUUUGUUUAAAAUUGUGCCAUUGUGCCUUUAGGACAUUAACUACUAGAUACACGCAGCCAAUCGGGGAAAAGAUAACAGAAUGGCAUCCCCUUCUCCUCACGACCGAAGCGCAAAGACCAGCGGCGACGGCGAAGAAGAAGACCCCGUGGAGCAAAUGAUCUCUCGCACGGGCUGCACCGAGCAGCACGAGGCGCUGCAGGACUGCAUGGCCGAGCAUCGGGACUGGCGAGUGUGCCAGAGCUACGUGGGCGCCUUUAAAAAAUGCAUGAGCGACCACCACAAGGCACGGCAGGAACACUUGAGCCAGCGGCAGCGGAUGGCCGACAGUACGCCCACCUGAGAUUACACUCAAGGUGUCUUGAUUGGCUAAAGCAGAGCCCGGACCUCAUGUUGGAUUCACCUCUCUGUACCUUCUGACCCGACAGACUCCCCCCAAAAAUUAGUUGAUAUUUGUACUGUGAAUAAAUAAUUAUUUACAAAAGAC
Molecule: messenger RNA, 567 nt
Organism: Syngnathus typhle (broad-nosed pipefish)
Lineage: Eukaryota; Metazoa; Chordata; Actinopteri; Syngnathiformes; Syngnathidae
Gene: coa4
Product: cytochrome c oxidase assembly factor 4 homolog, mitochondrial
Exons: 2
Coding region: 163-423 (86 amino acids)
Biological process (GO): mitochondrial respiratory chain complex IV assembly
Cellular component (GO): mitochondrial intermembrane space
Source: RefSeq, a predicted model, not a curated record